Darwinula stevensoni is the source of this 2448-nucleotide messenger RNA. Lineage: Eukaryota; Metazoa; Arthropoda; Ostracoda; Podocopida; Darwinulidae. The record is from the annotation of a GenBank genome assembly.
AUGGAUCUCACGAUCCCGGCGUCGGGUUUCACGAACCGGACGUCGACUGCUCGAGGGCAAGGACGAGUGAUGAGAUCUCUUCCUCCUUCAAGAGAGCCUCCUGGCCUACCACUCUCUUAUGGCAGGGAAUGCAUCAUUCGUCAACUUCUUCUCUGCAGGGAAUUCAGACUGCAAGAUAACAUGAUGGUGACGGAACUCCCCGAAGGAAUCCUCGGGAAUGUCUCCUUCCAAUACAUCCGAGUGAAGAACACCGCCAUCGAAAGAGUCCAUCCGUCUGCCAUCCUGCCAUCGAAAAACCGGCUCAUAGAGCUGGAAAUUCAGCAUUGUCAUCUGAAGGAGUUCCCAUUCGAGAUCCUUCCGGAACUUUCAUCCCUCGCAACACUCCACCUUUGGAACAAUACCUUGACUUUUAUCCCGGCCCUUCAGAGCAAUAGUCUUAGGGUACUAUACCUCUCAUUCAAUAACAUCGUGAAAGUCGAGAGCAAUGGAUGGAUGACUCCUAAUUUGAAGGUAUUUGAUAUUGCUGUGAAUCCCUCCUUGGAGUUCCCCGCUGGAGUGGUGAAAAACAUGAAGAAUCUGGAGCUCUUUUGGAGUCCUCGGACCAAUCUUGGACCCACACUUUCAGACGGAAUGUUUCCGUUCCACAGCAAGUCUUUAAAGACGGUUGGGCUCGGUGACAACAACAUCGGAAGACUUGAACCGCAUGCCAUCACAGGUGUCACGUCGGACACAGAAGUGUUUCUAGACGGAAACAAGAUUUUUGAAUUAUCCGAGGAAGCCUUCCGGCCUCUGCUGGAAAUUCUUUCGCAGGGAAAGGGAUUCCUCAGCGUGAGGGGAAAUCCCAUUGAUUGUGAUUGCGGCUUGGCUUGGUUGAUUUCCGAAUCGAAUUUCCUGGGGAGUGUUCGUGGAAAUUGCAAAGAUGGAACCGAUUUGAUUAACCUGAAUCUGGAUUGUCAGACCUGUCCUUACGAGUGCGUGAGUCCUCAACAAAUGCCUUUCUGCACUCCGGGAACAGUGAAGACGUCGAGCGUGGACAACUGUCAACGGGGUGAAAUUUGUUGUCAGCGAAGCAUUUCCACAACACCUGCGACGACAGUUACGACGACAACGGCAAGGAUGCCCUCGUGCCCUGUCGAUUUCGGGUUUUCAUGUCUAAAUGCCGAAUAUGAGGCAUUAUGCGAUCAGGGCGUGGUCCUGCCCCUUGCCUGUCCUCUGAAGAAUCAAGUCUGCUGCCGAAUUAAAACCUCCAUCGAUCGUCCCCCGAUGCCAGGCAACGAGAGUGGAUGUGGACGACUUGUCGACAUUAAGCAUGGAUAUUUUAAGGUAUCAUGUGGCACGCCGCCUGAACAUUUCCGCAGCGGCAACAGUGCCGAGUGCACAAGAAAUGGAAUAUACGCGAUUGGGAGCGAUGUAUCAUAUUCGUGCGAUCGAUUUUAUGAACUAAAAGGAUCACCGUAUCGGACUUGUACUGAGGAUGGACAAUGGAGUGGAAACCAGCCGUUCUGCGAAGCGGAGUGCGGGAGGACGGUGCUACAAAAGCAGCUGUCCAGUGGGGGAAAGCCAUCCUUCGCGGGCGAAUGGCCGUGGCAGGCGGCCCUUUACGACGUCAAGGAAGGGGACGUCGUUUGCGGAGGAGCGCUGAUCCGAGAGGAAUGGGUGCUGACCGCGGCUCAUUGCGUCGUUAUUGGCGGCUCCGAGAGACCUCGUAACCGAACGGACUUCUUCAUCUACCUGGGGAAACAUAAUCGAUCGAACGGCAUGGACGAUGAAUUCGUGCAGAAGAGACAAGUGUCUGGGAUAUUCCUGCAUCACGAAUUCAACGCGCGAAAUUACGACUCGGACAUUGCCUUGUUGAAACUGACCGAACCUGUGGAGUUGACUCCGCGGGUUCAGUUGAUAUGUCUCCCGAAAAAAGAUUCCGACUUCAAUAUGGACGACGGAAAGAUCGGAUGGGUUGCCGGCUGGGGACUCGACGAAUCGAAUCUCCAAGUGGAUGUCCUGACGAAGUCACAGAUGCCAGUAAUUUCCAAUAAGGAAUGUCGUCGGGACACUAUUCAUAUCGAAGGGAAACCCUUGAUAGCUAAUACCUUGAACUCCAAUAUGUUCUGUGCUGGUCACAGUAAGGACACUCCUCUUGAAGAAUACGCAUCGGUGUGUCCCGGGGACUCUGGGAGCCCGAUAGUUUUCCCUUUCGAAAGCUCGAAAGCCAGCUAUUGGACGGCGGAAGGGAUCGUGAGCCAUUUUUUCAACAAGGCGUCUUGCUCCAUGAGGCGACCCGGACAGUACGGAGUCUUCACCAAAGUCAAUAGGUUUCACAGUGGUAAGGACAUCAAUAUGAGUAUGAUCCUCCUGAUGGCUCUGCUCUGUGAUGGUGCGGCAACUGGAAUAAUAUGUACACCAGAGAUAUGGCACAAGUACAUCGAUCCUCAUGCUCCACUUGAUAGUUGA